This is a messenger RNA of Malania oleifera, 3546 nucleotides long. RefSeq lists its product as uncharacterized. Gene Ontology annotation, molecular function: protein binding. The record is from RefSeq and is a predicted model, not a curated record. The transcript has 9 exons. NCBI's taxonomy places the organism in Eukaryota, Viridiplantae, Streptophyta, Magnoliopsida, Santalales, Ximeniaceae. The coding region runs from base 141 to 2807 and encodes 888 amino acids.
CUCAGCCUCGUGGCUCGUACUCUGGCUCGGACCACAAAAGCCGCUACACAGACCCAAACCACGCUAUCCGCAGACGCAACCGAGAGAGAUGGAGUAAAAGUAGGAAAGGGAGGAGAGAGAAACGAGAGAGAGAGAAAAAGAUGGGUCAGAUCGUGAGGAGGAGGAAGAAGGGGAGGCCAUCGAAGGCGGAUCUCGCGCGGCGGGCCGCGGCGGAUGUGCCGCCGCCGGCGCGUGACCUCCGGCGGAGCCUGCGUCGGCGGAACCUCCGGUACAACAUCGACUACGAUGACUACGCGGACGAGGAGGACGAGAACGAGGAGGAGGAGGAGGAUGAUGAUGAGGAGGAGGACGACGAGGACGAGAGGAGGAGAGAGAAGAAGCUGAAGCUAGUGCUGAAGCUGCCUCCCCACGACGGCGGCAGUGUUGACGGCGGCGGCGGCGGCACGCGCAGCGAGGCGAGUGGAAGGCACGCGCCGCGCCUGGAAUGUGCCUUUUCUGCGUCUUCCUCGGAGAACAAGCCGCUGAAGAAGCGGAGAAUCGGCGGCUGUGGAGAUGGAGACGGCGAUGGCGACGAUGACGAAGAUAAGGAUGUUAACGAUGAAGAGGACGAUGAAGAUGAUGAGGAGAGAGUUCCAAAUGGUGAUGCAAAAGGGCCCGACUCUGUUCCAGGGACGCCUUCAGAUCCUUCAUCCGGGGUUCCAUUACCUGACAAGAAGUCGCUGGAAUUGAUUCUUGACAAACUUCAAAAGAAGGACACAUAUGGUGUUUAUGCAGAACCAGUUGAUCCCGAGGAGCUUCCGGAUUAUCAUGACAUAAUCGAGCAUCCAAUGGACUUUGCCACAGUGAGAAAGAAGCUGAGUAAUGGAUCAUACUCUACAUUGGAGCAGUUUGAGAGUGAUGUUUUCCUAAUUUGCUCAAAUGCAAUGCAAUACAAUGCACCAGAGACCAUAUACUACAAGCAGGCACGCUCCAUACAAGAGCUGGCAACAAAGAGAUUCCAGAGGUUACGGAUUGAAAUUGAGCGAUCGGAGAAGGAGCUCAAAUCUGAACAAAAAACAAGAUCCAGCUCAACAGCCAAGAAGCAAAUAAAGAAGCCUAUUUUCCGGACUGCUCAGGAACCUGUUGGCUCUGAUUUUUCCUCAGGUGCCACUCUGGCAACAGCAGGAGAGACUCAGAAUGGUUUGACCACAACACAGGUUGCUUGUGAGAAGCCUAACAAUGUUGAUGGACUUGUAGAGGGCAACUCUUCUCUGAUUGACACUAAUCUUGAGAAGGCAGAAGAACUACUGCUAGGGAGGAGUCUUCCAUCUAAAUUUGGGAGGAAGCAGUUUGUGCUUGAUGAGAACCGGGCAACUUAUAACUUGUCCAAUCAACCUGUGGUCAGACCAGAGUCAAUCUUUUCCACCUUUGAGGGUGAAAACAAGCAGCUAGUCGCUGUUGGGCUUCAUGCAGAGUAUUCCUAUGCCAGGAGCCUGGCUCGUUUUGCUGCAACUCUUGGGCCUGUUGCUUGGAAAGUUGCCUCGAAGAGAAUUGAGCAGGCGCUUCCUAGUGGAUUCAAAUUUGGCUGCGGGUGGGUUGGAGAAUAUGAGCCAUUGCCAACCCCAGUAUUAAUGCUAGAAAGCCGUGUUCAGAGAGAACCUGCUUUUGUUACAAGGUUGCACUCUGCUGUUGAAAGGAGAAAGGAUGAAAAAAAUUCCAAGGCCUCAGUUCCUGCUAAGGAGCAUGUCGUUAACUGCCCCACUUUAGAAGGCAAACUCUCUUUUGUUGGAUCUGCUGGAAGCAAACCCUCCGCUACUGUCGGUGCUAGUUGUAAGCAGCAAAAUUUGCCAUCAAGAAAUUUGUUGGAGUCUGAAAAUAAGGUUUCAAAGCAAGUUGAAUUAAACCGUCCACCCUCAGCCAAUCAAAAGACAGCAGAUCUAGUUGUAGAAAAGCAGCCGCUUUCCAGUGGUCCAGAUAUGGCACAAUCUAGAUCAAUGGAGGCAGUUUUGAAGAGCAAAAAUAAAUUACAAGCUGCACCUUUUAAGCAGCCAGAUACAAACGGAGUUUUUGCUGGCGGGCCUAAUGGACAAGUGAUGAAUAAUAGCUUUGACAGAAGCAGAACGAUCAGUUCACCCUCUGACAGCAUUCCUCACCAAAUGGCCAGGGCAGCAACUUACUUUCCACAUGGACAGGAGCAAGGUUUUAGUGACCCAGCUCAGGUGACAAAAGUAUUAGCUGAGAAGGCUCAACAGCUGCAAAAAUCUUUUAAUAAUUCUGCAGUUGAUGCUGCCCCCGUUAUGCCGUCAACCCCGUCCUUAAGAAGAGAUGAUUCCAUCAAUGCAGCAGCAGCUGCUGCGCGUGCCUGGAUGUCCAUAGGGGCUGUAGGGUAUAGGCCUGCCACAGAAAAUUCUAGUGUGCAAAGAAAUCAGAUUUCUGCAGAUUCAUUAUACAAUCCAGCUCGGGAAGUUCACCCUCAAACUCUGCGGCCCCAGGCAGAAUUUCCUGUUUCUUGGGGGAUGCCUUUUCAGUAUGAGAAGAACAAUUUUCCGCCCCAGGCUUUUUUGCCACAGCCUAUUCGAAUGAGCAACGAAAUGCAGUUUCAAAAAACACCAAUUGUUUUCCCUCCAUUUGCAACAGCCGACUUGUCUAGGUUUCAGGUGCACUCCCCUUGGCGAGGUCUUAGUGGUCCGCAUACCCAGUCAAGGCAGAAACAGGAGACACUUGCUCCGGACUUGAAUAUUGGAUUCCAGCCAUCUGGGUCUCCGGUGAGACAGUCCUCAGGUGUUCUGGUUGAUUCCCAGCAGCCAGACCUGGCUUUGCAACUCUGAACAUUUUUUCUGGGAAUUACGACAGAGAGAACAUAACAUAUUUAGCUCAUAUUGCUGGCUUCUAGCUCAGGGAUUUUGGACUUGCCUCUGAUUGCAGAAUCCCCUUCCGAAUACAUGAUAAUAGUCUCAAUUGCCUCAUUCUUUGGUCACAAGGAAACUAUGUGGAAUCCUGGAUUCAGAACUUUCAGAUGAUUACUUGGUUUAAUUCCUCGGGGUGUUGGUCAAUUGGAAGAAAAUAUCUCUAAUCCCCUUGUAGGAUUAACUUUGGAAGGAUGCUUGAGAAUCCAAGGAUCCAGCGCAAGAAAACCCUAAGCAGAGCAACUAGUUUCUGUCAUUUUUGAAUGAGAGUUAGACUUGUGACGGCACAUUCGCAUUAUCUCAAGAAGUUGAAACCCUUUUAAGAGCUUAGCAGAUGGACGAGCGAUUUAUAUUAUGACUAAUGUAAUGUUACAAGUUGUGAGUCUGGUGAUUUACACAGAGCAGCCCAGAUGUUGCCUUGUACAUUAAACACUGGUGCUAGAUUUGAGCUGUCAUUGGUGCAUUUGUAAUUGCUUUCCAUGGUUUCUCUUCUCCUGCAUCUGUGACAAGUAUGAUGUACAUGCAAUGGUAUAAUCAUUCAGAAGGGAAAUUUCUUUCUAUUAUGGAUCUUUUUAGUAGGUUGCAGGAAAACUCUGUGAACAGAAAAAAAAUCACUGUACUGGAUCUAAUUUGAACAAUAAAGAGAGAAUUCUUUCUUGUU